UAAUACAGAUUGACAAAAUUAAAAUGAAAGAUGAAAUUUUUUGGCAAUUUUUCGCGAAUAACUUGGGUCAAAUCUAUUAAUAUUCUUCGAAAAUCUUUGUGUGACGAUGGAAAGAAAGUGAUAUAUUGUAGAAGAUGCAUGUCUUUUGAAACUGAUGGAUAUUUUGACACAGCUCGGCAAAGUUUAACUGACGCAGGAAUUGAUUGGCAGAGUGUUGUUAAAAUACAUUUGACGCCGGUGCAAGCUAUGUUACAAAUACCAGAAAUUGAUAAAAGUGUGUUUUAUGAUUGUGGAUUUGAGUUUAUUUUAGAUGGAAGGGGCUACAAACCGUCUAAUGUGAAAUGUGAAUUAUCCCAGAAAAAUAUACUUUUGCUUGCUGAACGAAGAUUAAGUUUCGGAAUGAUUUCUUUGAUAAAAUUGUACCCGAAUUUCCAGAGGGAAUGGGACCAGAGUUCGGCCGAUUGCUGUAUGUCUUCAGAGGGGAUAAUCGUGGUAAAGGGCAAUUGGAAGAGCAGCCCUGCCGAUUUAUUACCCUGAUUUGUAACUGUAAAUAAAAAUUUUAUUGUCGAA
Messenger RNA from Aethina tumida (small hive beetle), 570 nucleotides. RefSeq lists its product as uncharacterized. Bases 31 to 537 code for a protein of 168 amino acids. The record is from RefSeq and is a predicted model, not a curated record. Lineage: Eukaryota; Metazoa; Arthropoda; Insecta; Coleoptera; Nitidulidae. The transcript has 3 exons.